AUGCUGCCCAAAACCCCCAGAGUUCACAAAAAAAUUUCUCCAGUUAAAAUUGUUAUUAUUGUAGCCGUUAUUGCAGUUGUUGCAGUUGUGCUAGUAACAAUCAUCUUCAUGUCCUACAAGAAGAUUUACAAACCUGAGCCCAAAAAGGAAGGAACAGCUACCUCUUUACCUUCAGCAGAUGUAAUUAUAGAGGGGAAAGCUGGUGCUCAACAAAUGCAGGUUCAUUUAGGUUUAUCCUCAAACGUGCAAGUGGCGCCUUUUAUAGCAGAAGCAGAAACAGGAAGAAUUGUAGAGAUGCACGCAGGUCUCUCCUCCAACCACCAACUGUUCCUCGAGCCCAGAGAAAUUUAUACAAACCUCUCGUUUGAUGAUAUAUUUUAUAUUAAAAGGCAUUGCCGUGAGUCUCGUCCAAGUGGUGAAGGAAGCUUUGCACGAGUUUAUAAGAUGAACUUCCACGGUAUAGAUUUGGCUAUAAAGGAAAUAGAACAUAAAUCCCCUCACACCAAAAGAUGGGUGGAGAAUGAAGUUACUCUUCUACUGGGAAAGGAGCACAUAAACAUUAACAAGCUGUGUGCUUGGUGUAUAGAAUCAAGCAUAUCCUACUUGGCCUACAUGUAUAUAGAUGGAUGUUCUCUCGAUGCUUACUUGAGAGGAAAUUGUACAGGGUUUUCCUACAGCUGGAAACAGAGCUUCAGCAUGAUAAUGGGCAUAGCCAAGGGAAUUGAAUUCUUGCACUGGAAUAAAAUCAUUCACGUUGAUAUCAAACCUCAGAAUAUUAUGGUGGAUGCUAAUGAUAAUGAGGCAAAGAUUGUUGAUUUUGGGCUUUCCAAGCAUGUAGAUUGGGAAGGCACACACAGGACAACUGGUAUGGUAGUUGGUACUAGAGGGUAUUGGGCUCCAGAGUAUUGUUGGAAUAACAAGAUCUCUUAUAAACAUGAUGUUUUCAGUUUUGGAAUUGUUGUGUUAGAGGUGAUAACUGGGCAGAGGCAUGUUGAUGAAGCACGAGGCUCCAGUCAGUUCCAUAUUCCAGGAUAUGUAAGGCACAUGAUAGAGAAUGACCGUUUUGAAGAAGCUGUAGACUUAAAACUUAAAAAGGAUGGGUGGGACAUCUUUGCUGUAGAAGAAGCUCUCGCUGUUGCAAACAUAGCCCUCAGAUGUGCUCACUCAGAGAAGGUCGAGCGACCUGACAUGAAUCUUGUGGUCACACAACUCACUUCUACGAUGAGCAGUGGCGACAAUAGCAUCAGUAGUGGACAAAGAGAAGAAGACAUUGUACCUAUCGAAGAUGUUACAUCUUCACAAAUUUGA
Molecule: messenger RNA, 1308 nt
Organism: Cryptomeria japonica (Japanese cedar)
Lineage: Eukaryota; Viridiplantae; Streptophyta; Pinopsida; Cupressales; Cupressaceae
Product: putative G-type lectin S-receptor-like serine/threonine-protein kinase At1g61610
Exons: 2
Coding region: 1-1308 (435 amino acids)
Biological process (GO): protein phosphorylation
Molecular function (GO): ATP binding; protein kinase activity
Source: RefSeq, a predicted model, not a curated record